Molecule: messenger RNA, 687 nt
Organism: Candidozyma duobushaemuli
Lineage: Eukaryota; Fungi; Ascomycota; Pichiomycetes; Serinales; Metschnikowiaceae
Exons: 1
Coding region: 1-687 (228 amino acids)
Biological process (GO): RNA processing
Cellular component (GO): nucleolus
Molecular function (GO): RNA binding
Source: RefSeq, a predicted model, not a curated record
AUGGCAGUUGCACUCAAACAAAUCGCCGAGGUCACAGAGACAGACUCUGGUAGAGAUUCUGGCAGAGACGAUACUGACAUAGUCGACGAGUCCCUCAGUCUAGAUCAGCUCCUCGAUGAGCUCGCACAGGAAACAAAACCACAAAGCACCAAAGAGAACGAGUUCUCGCAGAUCCAAGCUGGGCUUGAAAAACUACCAAAAAUUGACAGCAAUCUAGAACAGCGGCUUGAGGAAGCUGCCAAGGCGAAAAAACAGGUGCUUCCAGCUACCUCCGUCAAAAUCAACGACCCCAUCGCACACAAAGUCAAGAAGACGAAAGAGGAGAUCGAUGCUGACGCAGGCAGCAAAUGGUUUAAUAUGAAAAAGAAAGAGAUCACGCCUGAAAUCAAGCGUGACAUGCUUGUCAUCAAAAACAGAGCUGUGUUAGACAGAAAGAGACAUUACAAAAAGGACAAGUGGGAAAUUCCAAAGUACUUCCAGACAGGUACCAUCAUUGAAGGUAACACCGAAUAUUACUCCGCCAGACUCGCAAAGAGAAACAGAGGCCGUUCCCUUGCUGAAGAAAUCUUGAAUGAUGAGGAGGGUGGAAAGUACUUCAAGAGAAAGUACCACGAGAUCCAGAGCGAGAGAACGAGUGGAGGAAAGAAGCACUUGAAGAAGCUCAAGAAAAAGAGACAGGGCUACUAG